Cladophialophora yegresii CBS 114405 is the source of this 3441-nucleotide messenger RNA. RefSeq lists its product as uncharacterized. The record is from RefSeq and is a predicted model, not a curated record. Gene Ontology annotation, cellular component: ubiquitin ligase complex; cytoplasm. Lineage: Eukaryota; Fungi; Ascomycota; Eurotiomycetes; Chaetothyriales; Herpotrichiellaceae. Gene Ontology annotation, molecular function: zinc ion binding; ubiquitin protein ligase activity; ubiquitin conjugating enzyme binding. Gene Ontology annotation, biological process: protein polyubiquitination; ubiquitin-dependent protein catabolic process; positive regulation of proteasomal ubiquitin-dependent protein catabolic process. The coding region runs from base 1 to 3441 and encodes 1146 amino acids. The transcript has 2 exons.
AUGUCUUGUAUGGAGGACGAAUUCUUCUCCGAUGUUGUGCAACGAGCUUUCAAUCACGCCUGCCUUGCGCACGAUCACCAGGUGGCGGUCCUGCUCUGUACAAGAUCUCGCUGCAGAUUGAGCAUCACGGAUGUGCUGACGGUCCUGCAGCAAGCCAUUGACGAAUUGGAGCUAGAAUAUAUCUCCACCUUGCUAGGCGCGACCAGUGUCUCUGGCAGUGAACUGGAAAUGCUCUGGAAGCAUGUGGCUCGGCAAUACUCCAGCGAAUUCCUUGUCAUUCUGGAAAACCUGCUCAAGGCUGGUGCUAGUGGAAACUCUGUCGUCGCGACGUUGAUGAACGCGAUCGGGAUAAAUGACGAGCGUCUCGUCAGUCUUAUUCUCGCCGAGUGGCAAGCCCCGCGCUUCCUUCAGCAGCGUGAAGAGUUCGAUUAUCAGAAUCGCCAGCCAGUGUGGAAACCGCUGAAAGAAAUGCCCGAGACCGAAUAUUUCACGGUCCUCGGUCGAGGCUUGUCGAUUGCGGUUCGCCUAGAUCAACCCAGAAUCUGCAAGCUUCUCUGCACUGCUGGGGCGCCUCUUGUGUAUCGACGAAAGUCGCUUAUUGAACUCGCCAUUGUCCUUGGAAGUCACAGAGCGCUGGAUGAACUCCUUCGAUACUCCACUACGCGUUCUGAAAUGCAGGGCAUUGCCGACUUUGCUCUCCUUCAAGCGGUAGUGAAUAACCGCCCAACCUGGAUUGCUGGUCUGAUAGAACUUGGUGGUUCAGUUGAAGCAUAUGGAAUAGAGCCCUUGAAAGCCGCCGCGGCACUCGAGCACAUUGAUAUGCUAAAUGCUCUUCUCCCCUACAAUCAAACAUUGGAUGGACUCCAGGCAGUGCACCAAGUACUUGAAAAGCGUCUUGCUGAACCUAAACCCAACCUGGAAGAUCUUUGCGCUAUGUUCGAGCAGAUCUGUACGGCAGGAUUCGAUCAGGCCGAGUCAUUCAGCAACGCUCUUCUGUCGCUCUCAGGCCUCCGAUUCGCAGCCGUCAAUCAUGUCGGAAUCUUGAUCAGCUGUGGAGCAUCCGUCGAAUACAAGGAGGGUGAGUGCAUGAUACGGACAUGGAGGCAUGGCAAUGUUCAACUGUUCCCGUAUCUGCUCGCCCAAUGUGUCCAGACGUCUGUCGCGACAGAGCUCUUGAACAAGGCUUGCGAAGACUAUCUUCGAGGAGGCGACAAUGGUUUCAAUCUUCAGGGUGAGGGAUCAUUGGUCGUCUUCGGAGCCCUUCUCAGAAGAGAGGUUUCGCAGGAAUCUCGCGAUCUGAGCCUCGACGCGAUUGCGCGGCUUGACCCUACUGACAACGCUUGUCGCUAUGAGGUCAACACUUCAGAGAUUAUCGAAUUACUGUUAGAAAAUGGAGCUCGAUUCAUAGACGGGGCUGGAUCACCACUCUAUCACGUCUGCAGACUGUCUGACAAGCCGAAGAUUCACUCGCUGGUUUUGAAGAGCAACCCACCUGUGCGAUCUCGGUUCUCAGCUUUGUAUCACCUUUUCCGGAACCAGGAUCGGUCUUCUUCUGGGGGUUCGAACAUAUCCCAGGCCGAUGACAGCCUAGACCAAGCCUGUUUGUACAAUAUCAAUUUCCCUGCCUCCGAAGCCGAAUGUGUCGAGCUAGAGGAGUCCGACAUUAUCAGUCUCCUGGGAGCAAUGUUGAACCCGAGAGGUCGAGGCGUUGGCACCACCUUGAUGUUUUCCUUCUUCUUUAUGAAGGGUGGUCUCCGAUUGCUUGCACCCCGGACCUGUUGUGACAACGACCGGAACGGUGUCGAACAGAUGUUUGCCGCUGCCAUCAUGAAUUCUGACGAGACGAGGCUGGAACGAGAAAGCGCUGAGCAACGAAUCGAGUUUCUCCUGCGAGUCUUACAGAUAGACGCACUCAAUGCCGCCGGUGUUUGGUCAGACACCACUGGAUUCGCUCUAAAAGAGGAGGCUCUGAACAGGCUACUGAUUCUGUCGGUGCAGCAUGAGCGGUUCUCGCUAGUCAACACGCUCGUGGACUCUGGAGCCGAUCCGAACGCAACAGACCAGGACGGAAGGUCGGCCCUCUAUAUGGCCACUGUCGCGAAUUCUCUCGGUAUAAUGGAGACUCUGAUCGAGAAGGGUGCGAGAGAAAAUGACGGAAGCUUACAUAUUGCGACGUGCCAGCAGCAUCACGAAGCAAUGCAUUUACUUCUUCAAUCCGAACAUAGUCCUGGCCACUGUUCUCCUCUCUUCAUGGAGGGGACGCCACUGGACGCCUUUCUACAGUUCAAUCACCCCCGAGUUGCUGAAGAUCUCUUCGCUGUGACACUUACAGUACUUUUGUGCGAUGCAGAGCUACCUUCGGAUUUCUGGACCCGAGAGCCGUCUCCUCUUUCUCUGGCAUUGUGUGGGUCGUCUCCAUACGAGAUGUUCCGCGUCUUGCUAAAUUUUCUCCCGGUGAAAGUUGCCGAGCUGCCCCUUGUCCGUCAAGACAGGUUCAUGCUUUCCAUCCUCAGCUUGGUGGAAAGAGAAGACGAUAUUCCAUUAUCUGACGUCCAACGAGUCGACCUCGUAGCUCGACUGGAAGAGCUCGAGCUCACACGGACUUAUUAUGCAGUGGAAGGAGAGCAGCCGGAAGAUGCCGUGAACGUGCCAGAAGAACUCGAGGCCCCAGAAAUCCGAGCACGCCGUCGUGCCUGGAGAGAAAAAGACUGCGCGGUAUGCUCGGACAAGCCCGAAGACCGAAACGCGAUCCACGCCGCCUUGUCGCCGACCUGUGAGGCCAACCACGGCUGGGACGACGACAUCAUCUGCACCGACUGUCUACGCGGCCACCUCGAGUCCCAAAUGUUCCCGCAGGGCAACGACAGAUUCCCCUCGGCCAAAGUGAAAUGCUGGGCGGCCAAUUGCGCCGACAUGCUUGGCCACAGCGUCCUGCAAGAGCACGCCACGCCCGAAAGAUUCGUCGUGUACGACGCCUCGCUCGCCCAGCUCUGCCUCAACGACGGCGCCAACACGGUCAAGUGCGCCAACUCAGGCUGCACGGGCGCAGCGUGGCUGGACGAGGACGAAGACAAGGCCAUCACCAUCGUCCGCUGCCCGGUCUGUGCAGAAGACACCUGCAUCCAAUGUAACCAGCUGUACGAUCGGCAUCGGGACGAACCGUGUCCGCGGGGCGAAGAGGCCCUGGGCGCUGAACGCAGGAGGGCAGAAGAAGCCGCCACGGCGGCGGUGCUGGCCACGGGCAAGAAAUGUCCAAAGUGCAGAUUGCCGUACGAGCGGAUCGAAGGGUGCGACCAUAUCGUGUGCGGCAAGGAUGCGCAUUCGCGGGCGAGGAGUCGCGGCUGUGGCUUCGAGUUCUGCUACAUGUGCGGUGCCGAUUACAGUGCCAUUCGGACAGAGGGCAACACUGCGCACGCGAGGGGCUGUACUCAUUACGCGUGA